Molecule: messenger RNA, 1580 nt
Organism: Hippoglossus stenolepis (Pacific halibut)
Lineage: Eukaryota; Metazoa; Chordata; Actinopteri; Pleuronectiformes; Pleuronectidae
Gene: mdh2
Product: malate dehydrogenase 2, NAD (mitochondrial)
Exons: 1
Coding region: 137-1150 (337 amino acids)
Biological process (GO): malate metabolic process; tricarboxylic acid cycle
Cellular component (GO): mitochondrion; cytoplasm
Molecular function (GO): L-malate dehydrogenase (NAD+) activity
Source: RefSeq, a predicted model, not a curated record
UUAUGUUCUACGCAUGACAGUUCACGCGUCUUCCUGUUCGCUCGUGGCUAGAGGACGUUGGUGUCACAGAGGUAAAGGGGCUCACAGCACAGUUUCCAGUUUUCUUCCAAGUCCGUGAAGCAGGAGCAGAAACAACAUGUUCUCCCGCGCAGUGAGACCCACCGUCGGCUUGGCCCGGAGCUUGUCCACCUCGUCUCAGAACAACGCCAAGGUGGCGGUGCUAGGAGCGUCGGGCGGAAUAGGCCAGCCGCUGUCCCUGCUGCUCAAGAACAGCCCCCUGGUGAGUCAGCUCUCCCUCUUUGAUAUCGCCCACACACCCGGGGUGGCCGCCGACCUCAGCCACAUCGAGACCCGGGCCCAAGUCACCGGCCACAUGGGUCCCGACCAGCUGGAUGCUGCCCUGCAGGGCUGCGACGUCGUGGUGAUCCCCGCCGGUGUGCCCAGGAAACCCGGCAUGACCCGCGACGACCUCUUCAACACCAACGCCACCAUCGUAGCCACCUUGGCCGAUGCCUGCGCCCGCAACUGCCCCGAGGCCAUCGUGUGCAUUAUCGCCAACCCCGUCAACUCCACCAUCCCCAUUACAUCAGAGAUCAUGAAGAAGUAUGGCGUCUACAACCCCAACAAGGUGUUUGGUGUCACCACCCUUGACAUUGUCAGAGCUAACGCCUUCGUUGCAGAGCUUAAAGGCCUUGACCCGGCCCGUGUCAAUGUACCAGUCAUUGGAGGUCACGCAGGAGUGACCAUCAUCCCCCUGAUCUCCCAGUGCACACCCAAAGUAGAGUUCCCCGCUGACCAGCUGUCUGCCCUGACAGCCAGGAUCCAGGACGCCGGCACAGAGGUGGUGAAGGCCAAGGCUGGAGCUGGAUCUGCCACCCUCUCCAUGGCCUACGCAGGUGCCCGCUUCACCUUCUCCGUCCUGGAUGCCAUGAAUGGAAAGGAAGGCGUUGUGGAGUGCGCCUAUGUCAGAUCCGAGGAGACUGAGUGCAAGUACUUCUCCACACCUCUCCUCCUGGGGAAGAACGGCAUUGAGAAGAACCUUGGGCUGGGCAAGCUGUCCGCCUUCGAGGAGAAGCUGGUCGCCGACGCCAUGGGCGAGCUGAAGGGUUCAAUCAAGAAGGGCGAGGAAUUUGUGGCUAACAUGAAGUGAACAGGGGGCAUUUAGUUAGUUAAGUUUGUUGAAAACAAACAGCAGCUGUGAUCCAUAAUGUGUACUGUCUUAACUUAAAAAGGCAUCUGGGUAAAUAUCAAGAUCUGUCACAGUGUUUCCUCUCUUUGUUUGUGUUUUAGCAGUAGGAUCGUCACCUUGGUCCAAAUCCAUUGUAUUAUGUCCCUUACCUUCUCAACAUGACUUUGUUUUAGCAACUGAGGUUUGUGUACAUACUGUACUGUCGCUUAUCUAUAUUUUACAAAUGUCAAUUUCAACAAAAUUCACUAUUUUUUCAUGUACAGUCUAAAAUAGUGGGGAUGUCUCUGCUGAAUGAACUAUAGGAGGAAAUACUGUCGCCAUGCCUGCUGACAUGAGUAGAUGUUACUGAGCAAAAAUAUUUACUCCAAUAAAAUGGUUUCGCUUUAAAGAA